UUGCUGGCGAGGUCUUCCGGGGGGUUUCUUUCCCUCCCUCUAGGUUCGUUUCGCGAGACCAGGGCCUGAGGUCCAGGAGCGCCCGGCAGUAACUGGAGUGAGGAGGCCUCUCCGCACCGCAGCGAUGAGGCCCCGGAAAGCAUGCCUGCUCCUCCUGCUCCUGGCCCUGGCUCAGCUGCUGGCCGCGGCGAGCGCCGGGGGCCCAGACGAAGAUUCUUCUCAUAAAGAAGAUGCUCUUGAGGAGGAGGAGGAGGAGGAAGAGGACGACGAUGAGGAGGAGGACGACGAUGACUUAGAAGUUAAGGAAGAAAACGGAGUCUUAGUCCUAAAAGACUCGAACUUUGAUAACUUCGUGGCUGACAAAGACACGGUGCUACUGGAGUUCUACGCUCCGUGGUGCGGACAUUGCAAGCAGUUUGCUCCAGAAUAUGAAAAAAUUGCAACUACCUUGAAGGAGAAUGACCCUCCCAUUCCUGUCGCAAAGAUCGACGCGACCUCAGAGUCGGAACUGGCCAGCAGGUUUGAUGUGAGCGGCUACCCCACCAUCAAGAUCCUUAAAAAGGGGCAGGCUGUUGACUACGAGGGCUCCAGGACCCAGGAAGAAAUUGUUGCCAAGGUCAAAGAGAUCUCCCAGCCCAACUGGAUUCCCCCACCAGAAGUCACUCUCGUGCUGACCAAAGAUAACUUCGAUGAAGUGGUGAAUGACGCAGACAUCAUUCUGGUGGAGUUUUAUGCCCCAUGGUGUGGACACUGUAAGAAACUGGCCCCUGAGUACGAGAGGGCUGCCAAGGAGCUGAGCAAGCGCUCACCCCCGAUCCCCCUGGCAAAGGUUGACGCCACCGCAGAAACUGACCUGGCCAAGAGGUUUGAUGUUUCCGGCUAUCCCACCCUGAAAAUCUUCCGCAAGGGGAAGCCCUUUGAUUACAACGGCCCACGGGAAAAAUACGGGAUUGUUGACUACAUGAUUGAGCAGUCGGGGCCGCCCUCCAAGCAGAUCCUGGCCCUGAAGCAGGUCCAGGAGUUCCUGAAGGAUGGGGAUGAUGUCAUCAUCAUUGGCGUCUUCAACUCGGAGAGUGACCCAGCCUACCAGCAGUACCAGGACGCCGCUAACAGCCUGAGAGAAGAUUACAAAUUGUACCACACUUUCAGCACUGAAAUAGCAAAGUUCUUGAAAGUCUCCCCAGACAAGUUGGUCGUCAUGCAACCUGAGAAAUUCCAAUCCAAAUACGAGCCUCAGAGCCACGUGCUGCACAUCCAGGGCUCCACGGAGGCCUCUGCCAUCAAGGAGCACGUGCUGAAGUACACCCUGCCCCUGGUCGGCCACCGCAAGGCCUCCAAUGACGCCAAGCGCUACUCGCGGCGCCCCCUGGUGGUCGUGUACUACGGCGUGGACUUCAGCUUCGACUACCGGGCAGCCACUCAGUUCUGGCGGAGCAAGGUCCUGGAGGUGGCCAAGGACUUCCCCGAGUACACCUUUGCCGUGGCCGACGAAGAGGACUUCGCCACGGAGGUGAAGGACCUGGGGCUCAGUGAGAGCGGCGAGGAGGUGAACGCAGCCAUCCUGGACGAGGGCGGCCGCAAGUUCGCCAUGGAGCCCGAUGACUUCGAUGCCAACGCCCUCCGCAGCUUUGUCACUGCCUUCAAGAAGGGAAAACUGAAGCCCGUUAUCAAAUCCCAGCCGGUGCCCAAGAACAACAAGGGGCCAGUCAAGAUCGUGGUGGGGAAGACCUUUGACUCCAUUGUGAUGGAUCCCAAGAAGGAUGUCCUCAUUGAGUUCUACGCACCCUGGUGCGGGCACUGCAAGCAGCUGGAGCCCGUGUACACCUCCCUGGGCAAGAAGUACAAGGGCCACAAGAAUCUAGUCAUUGCCAAGAUGGACGCAACAUCCAAUGACAUCACCAAUGACCGCUACAAAGUCGAGGGGUUCCCCACCAUCUACUUUGCCCCCAGUGGGGAUAAAAAGAACCCAAUUAAAUUUGAGGAUGGAAACAGAGAUCUGGAGCAUUUGAGCAAGUUUAUAGAAGAUCAUGCCACAAAACUGAGCAGAACCAAGGAAGAACUUUGAAGGCCUUGAGAGUCUACAGAGGGCAAGCACAGAAGAGACCAGACACACUGCAGCUUCCAGCAGUCGGCAGGGGAGCCCGAGCCAGCCGUGAGCCUGACAGGUUUCCUCAGUGGCAGUAUCUCAAGGUGUUUUUGUUUUGUGUUUUAAUUUUUUAUACUUGGGUAUUUCACCUCAUGUUCUGAAUACUGCAUAGGUAUGAAUGACUCAGUAGAUUAGUCCAGAAUUUUACAGAGGAUACAUCUAUUUUUAUUAUUAUUUGGGAUUUGAUUUUUUUAACCUUUCACCUUCUUUAAUAUAUUUCUUCAAAGCAGACAAGUUGAAUCUCUUCUGUGUGAAUUUUUUCCCCCUUUUUUUUAAUUUAAAAUGUAAGAAGCCUUUGCCAAAUCACAUUGCCUUUUACCUUUUUAUUUCAUCAUUGUCUGAGGGAUCAUUAGCUGAAGAUCGGACUGUUGGUGUGUGGGUUUUGUUUCUUCCUGUUGUGGUACAAAGUGAGGACUGUCGCCAAACACCCUGCCGAGGACAUCAUUUCAGUCCAACUCGGAGCCGCCGCUUGGUCCAGGGAGAAGCAGCAUCUCUGCAGGCCUGGGUAUCACUGUGCCUUCUCCUCCCAAACCAAGGACUUUGGGUGGGAGCAUUUCCCAGGUGCCCUCAGGCUCAACCUCCAAGAGGCCGCCUGCCUCUUCAGAAUUGACCUUGCCAAGGAGGCCUGAGCUGGGGCACAGGCGGCUAUUUUAAGGUGAUAGGAAGGCUAGGGAAGACUUUCAUGAUGGAAUAAAGAAAUGAUUGAAAAUGAA
This is a messenger RNA of Sus scrofa (pig), 2859 nucleotides long. RefSeq names its product protein disulfide isomerase family A member 4 (gene PDIA4). NCBI's taxonomy places the organism in Eukaryota, Metazoa, Chordata, Mammalia, Artiodactyla, Suidae. Gene Ontology annotation, cellular component: endoplasmic reticulum lumen; cell surface; endoplasmic reticulum. Gene Ontology annotation, biological process: response to endoplasmic reticulum stress; protein folding. Gene Ontology annotation, molecular function: protein disulfide isomerase activity. The record is from RefSeq and is marked validated.